This is a messenger RNA of Drosophila hydei, 1192 nucleotides long. RefSeq names its product probable RNA methyltransferase CG11342. Gene Ontology annotation, biological process: negative regulation of pre-miRNA processing; miRNA metabolic process. Gene Ontology annotation, molecular function: O-methyltransferase activity; RNA methyltransferase activity. Gene Ontology annotation, cellular component: cytoplasm. Lineage: Eukaryota; Metazoa; Arthropoda; Insecta; Diptera; Drosophilidae. Bases 227 to 955 code for a protein of 242 amino acids. The transcript has a single exon. The record is from RefSeq and is a predicted model, not a curated record.
CUAAGAAAUGCCACAAGAAUACCGGUUUAAGUAAUUGAGAAUAAUACUGCUAGUUUUGGCGAUUGCCGACUCUCUGCAAAUACAUUAUACGUAUAUCGAUAUUAAAGGUCACAAUAUGCCAGAAGUGGCGGCUAAUGAUAGGUGUAUCGAUAUAUCAGCAGCUGUAACAAGUGGCCAGAAUUUGUUUAUAUUCUGAGCUGAGACUACUUUGUUAAGUAGUAUUAAAAUGGAACAUCGCAAAAACAAUCCAGGUGCCGUGCAAUAUGGAAACUUUAUGAAUUAUUAUCAAUUCAAUUCAGCUAGUGAGCGAGUUAAAUUGUUGCCCGGUAAAAAUAUUUGGCUGCCACCAAAGCAGGAGCAACAAAGCAUGGAGCCAAAUGAAAUCAACCCGUAUUUGGUGCUAGAUGUUGGCUGCAAUUGCGGCGUCUUUACGCAGCUGCUACAGAGCUUUCUGGAAGCGCAACUGAAACGGCCUGUCCAUGUGCUAGGCGUCGACAUAGACGAACGGCUCAUCCAGCGUGCUCAGCUGGAAAACACGUGCGUCGAAAAGAUAAGUUAUUUUUGCGGCGAUGUACUGGAUGCGGCUAGCUUUGAUGGAAUCAUUGCGAAGUAUUUGCAGCAACAGCAACGCACAAAAUUUGAUGCAAUUUGCUGCUACUCAAUAACCAUGUGGAUCCAUCUCAAUCACCACGACAGCGGCUUGCAGAGCUUUUUGAGCAAACUGUCGCAGCUGGCGGAGCUGUUCGUGGUGGAGCCACAGCCUUGGAAAUGCUAUCAGACUGCGGAGCGGCGCUUAAAGAAAGCGGGUGAAGUUUUUCCCUUGUUUCUAGAGCUGAAAUGGCGUUCAGACGUGGAGCUGCAGAUACAGAAGUAUAUGGAGCGUGAUCUGGGCAGGCAAAGCAUAUUCGAAUCCAUACCCACCAAAUGGCAACGUAAAAUUUGUUUCUAUCGAUGAAGCUCCAUGGAUGAUCUAAGCGAGAAAACUGACUAAAUCAGCUUUGGCGCAGCUGUUAACAGUGGCAAUAACAUUGAUGUAAUGCAAAUGUAAUUUUCAGCUCCUCCAGUUAAUGUAAGUUUGCAGUAUCUGGAAAGGAAGGGAAGAAACUCUCAACAGUGGUAACAUUUCGGUAAUUAAUAUUAUAAGUAAAUGUGUUUGUUAACCAAAACUGUGAUAAAAUAUAAAUAGUUAUAU